Molecule: messenger RNA, 7514 nt
Organism: Ictalurus furcatus (blue catfish)
Lineage: Eukaryota; Metazoa; Chordata; Actinopteri; Siluriformes; Ictaluridae
Gene: myo7bb
Product: myosin VIIBb
Exons: 46
Coding region: 78-6704 (2208 amino acids)
Cellular component (GO): myosin complex; cytoskeleton
Molecular function (GO): protein binding; ATP binding; cytoskeletal motor activity
Source: RefSeq, a predicted model, not a curated record
UACAUACAUGUUCAAUGUUCAGUGUUUAACCUGCGUGGUUUAGUUUGUGUGAAUCCUGUGUCCGGAGAGACGUCUCAAUGGUGGUGCUGAACAAGGGUGAUUAUGUCUGGGUGGACUCCUGGAUCGGGGUCCCUAUCGGGGCUCGGGUUAAGGUGUUGGACGGCAAGCAGGUGCAUCUGCUGGAUGAUGAGGGAAAGGAGCGGUGCGUGUCAGAGAGCGAGCAGGCGUCUCUCAGACUCAUGCACCCCACGUCGGUGGAGGGAGUGGACGAUAUGAUCAAACUGGGUGAUCUGACCGAGGCCGGCGUGCUCAGGAACUUGCUGAUCCGACACAAGCAGGACAUCAUCUACACGUACAUCGGCUCUGUGCUGGUGGCCGUGAACCCGUACCAGCUGCUGCCCAUCUACACUGCGGACCAGGUGCGUCUGUACCACGGGCGUCAUCUGGGCGAACUGCCCCCCCACGUCUUCGCCAUCGCAGACUGCUGCUAUUACAACAUGCAACGAAACCAGUGUAACCAGUGCUGCAUCAUCAGUGGGGAGUCGGGAGCAGGAAAGACGGAAAGUACGAAGCUGAUCCUGCAGUUUCUGGCAGCGGUGAGCGGUCAGCACUCGUGGAUCGAGCAGCAGAUUCUGCAGGCAAACCCUGUGCUGGAAGCUUUUGGAAACGCCAAAACUACGCGUAACGACAACUCGAGCCGCUUCGGGAAGUACAUCGAGAUCAUCUUUAAUACGGACGGUGUGAUUGAAGGAGCUCAGAUGGAGCAGUACCUGCUGGAGAAAUCUCGCGUCUGCCAUCAGGCCCCAAUGGAGAGGAACUACCACAUUUUCUACUGCCUUCUGUCAGGGAUGCCCAAAGAGCAUAAAAAAGUCCUUUCUCUCGGCGAUGCGGCACAGUUCAACUAUCUCACUGAGGGAAGCUGCAUCACAUGCGACGGACGGGACGAUACGGAGGACUUCGGCCGCAUCCGUACGGCCCUCAAAGUCCUCACCUUCUCCGACAAGGAAUGCUGGGAUAUAUUUAAAUUACUGGCGGCCAUUCUUCACCUGGGCAACGUCAAAUUUGAAGGUGAGUCACGGCGCCGUUUCGAGACGUUUUAUCAAUUUAUCGGUGGUUUAAAAUGGCGGCGUGUUUACCGUUGUGGUGUUUUUGCUUCUCUUGUAGGUGGCACGUUGAAUAACAUGGACUCGUGUGAAAUUUUAUCAUCGGACCACUUCACUGUCGCUGCCAAUCUGCUAGAGGUUACUAAAGCACAUCUGGAAGUGAGUUUGACCUCUCGCACUUUUAUGACCAAACAAGAGCAAGUGACGAAACCUCUAAGUUCAGAACAGGCUCUGGACUGCAGGGACGUUCUGGCCAAGGCUGUUUACACCAAACUAUUUAUAUGGAUUUUUGGGAAAAUAAACAGCGCCAUCCAUAAACAGCAGACGAGCAGCUCCUACACGCGGAAGUCCAUCGGUCUGCUGGAUAUAUUCGGCUUCGAGAAUUUCCAAGUCAACAGUUUUGAGCAGCUGUGCAUUAACUACGCUAACGAGCAGCUGCAGCAGUUCUUCGUGGAGCAGAUCUUCAAGCAGGAGCAGGAGGAAUACCUCAAAGAGGGCGUCACAUGGAAGAACAUCUCCUUCACCGAUAACCAGCAAACGCUUGACCUGCUGGCUUUAAAGCCGCUCAACCUGCUGUCUCUGAUCGACGAGGAGACCCACUUCCCCAAGGGCACAGACACGACCAUGUUGGAGAAAAUGAAGAAAACACACCAACGUAGCAAGAUCUACAUCUCACCCAAGACCAUCCACACCCUGCAGUUCGGAGUUAGACAUUUUGCUGGCAUCGUCUUCUAUGACUGCAAAGGGUUUCUGGAGAAGAACCGGGAUGUGUUGAAUUUGGAUAUCCUCGCGCUGAUCCAGAAAUCCUCCAGCAAGCUGCUCAAGCAGAUCUUUGAGAAGGAGCUGAAUGCCUGCCGAGCCGUACCCGUUAACAACAACAACAACAAUCACCGCAGGAUCAUCAUCACGCAGAAGAAACCCACACGGCCGUUACAGCAGGGGAACGAGCAGCGGAGACCGAUUUCCACGCUGAGCGGGCAAUUCAGACAGUCGCUGGACACUCUGAUGAAGGCCCUGUCUCUGUGUCAGCCUUUCUUCAUCCGCUGCUUCAAACCCAACGACAACAAGCUCUCCAUGGUGUUCGAUCGGGACCUGUGCAUGCAACAGCUGCGUUAUUCCGGCGUCCUGGAGACCAUCAAAGUCCGUAAGCUGGGAUAUCCGAUCCAGCACAAGUUCAAAGAGUUCCUGGGACGUUAUCGAGUUUUACUGAAGACCACUGACUGCGACCCCAGCAAGGAAACUGCAUCUAACUGCUGUAACGCUAUCUGCAGAGCUGUCAUUAAAUGCCAAGAUGACUGGAGGAUCGGCAAGACCAAGAUCUUUCUCAAGGAUCAUCACGACUCGUUUCUGGAGCUGGAGAGAGAGCGGGAGCUCAAUAGGAAAGCACUCAUCAUCCAGAGAGUGAUGCUCGCCCACAAAGACAGGAAGAAUUUCAUUAGGAAAAGAAGUGCAGCUGUGACUGUGCAGAAAAAUUGGCGCUCUUACAGAGACCGGAAAGAGUUUAUUAAACUGCGUCAGGGAUUGGUGCGUCUCCAGGCAGUGGUGCACGCAAGGCAGGGCUUCCUGCAGUAUCAACGCAAACAAGCCGCCGCAGUCACACUGCAGAACCACACACGCCGCUACCUCGCCAGGAAAGACCUGAAACGCAAACGAGAUGCUGCCGUACUGCUGCAGGCCCAAACCAGAGGCCUGCUCGCCAGAAAACAACUCAAAUGUCUUAAAGAUGAGGCAUUCUCGUCGGCCCAGGAGCGUCAGGAACGGGAGCUCGCGGCGCGGGAGCUCGCAGCGCGGGAGCUCGCAGCGCAGGAGCUCGCGGCGCUGGAGCUCCGGCGCAGGCUCAACGAGACCGUUAGCCAAACAAGUGAGACUCAAGAUAAACAAAAGGAGGACAAGCAUGAUGAGAAAGUAGUGGAAGACAUGUUUGGAUUCCUUACAAACUCCACAGAAAGUCAGAAGGAGCCGAGGCUAAGGCGCACACAGGAAGAACAAACCGUGGAACUGAAGAAGAAUAAAGAGGUAGAGAAACCCGUGCAGAUUGUAGUAAAAACAGCUUUAAAUGACAUCAUACCUGAAGAAGAGGAAGAAAAGGAAGAAGAGGAAGAAGAGGAUGAGGAUGACGACGAGUUUGCGUUUGAAAAGUUCUCUGCCAUGCAUUUCCAGCGCUCUGCUACUCACACACACAUCCAGCAGAGACUGAAGCAGCCGCUGCUCUACCACGAGGACGAAGGAGACACGCUGGCCUGUCUAACUGUUUGGUGGAUCAUCUUGAGAUUCAUGGGUGAUAUACCUGAGCUGAGGCAGGCUCGUCAGUCUCUAACCCCCGACCUCAUCCAGCAGCACCUGGGCCAGCACCUGGGCCAGCGCCAGGGCCGGCGUCUCAGUAGCCUCGUUGGUUUGGAUCAGAAAAUCCUGCGUAAAAAACAAAAACAGAACAAACUCAGCAACAAUAAGAGGAAACACUCCGCCAUUAUAGAGGAGAUGGAAGACAUGCACGAAGAGGGUGAUGUUCUGAUCGGAGAAGGACCCAGUUUGGAUCGUCCCAUGACCUCCUUGGAGAAAUUGCAGAUCAUUGUAGGAUAUGCCUUACGCAGACCUAACAUUCGAGAUGAGAUCUACUGUCAGAUCUGUAAGCAGCUGACGAAGAAUAAGAACCAGAAGAGCUGUAAGCAAGGCUGGCUGCUUCUCUCCAUCUGUCUCGGGAUUUUCCCUCCAACUGAGCUCCUGAUUCGAUACCUGGAGUAUUUUAUUCAUCGUGGACCUGCUGAGUUCUCCGCUUCCUGUGCCGAUCGCCUCCAGAGAACACUGACUAACGGCGAGAGAAAGGAAGUGCCAUGCUGGACCGAGCUACACGCCAUGGAGAUGAAGAAGCCCAUUAAAGUGGAGGUAACCCUGAUGGACGGGCGUGUCCUCACUCUGCCCGUGGACUCUUCCAGCACUUCUUCAGAGCUCUGCAGCGCCAUCGCACAGAAAAUCAAUCUGAAAGACACAUUCGGAUUCUCGCUCUACAUGACCUACCAAGACAAGAACUGGUCUCUAGGCAGCAGCAGGCAUCACGUGCUGGACGCCAUCUCUCUAUGUGAGCAGGAGGAGAGGAGGCAGGGACAAGAGGAGAAGGGAGCUCAGUGGCACCUCUCUUUCAAGAAAGAGCUCUUCACUCCGUGGCAUGACUGCACUGUUGACCCCAUCAGCACAGAGCUCAUUUACACGCAGAUCAUCCAUGACCUCAAGUCUGGAGACUAUCACUGUGAUAAGGAGGACGACUACGUGCAGAUCGCAGCAAAGCACUAUUACAUCAAGUACGGCAGGGAGAGCAGCAGGGAGAAGGCUGUAAGUAUCGUGUGGGAGUGUCUGAGCCUCCAUCUGAUCGAGAACAAGUCAGAGAUCAAGUUGGUGCAGCUGGUCAGCUCCGCCCACCAACAGGGCUCGUAUAUAAACUCCGGGGUGAGUCCCGAUAGUGUGAAAGCAGAAGUGGUCGGGUACGCCCGUCUCAACUGGCCCAUCUACUUCUCUAAAUUUUACGAGGCCUCCAUGAUUUCAGGUCCUAAUUUCAAUGAAGAAAAGCUAGUGGUGGCUGUUAACUGGUACGGCGUCUCGUUUCAGGAAGGAAAAGAGAAAAUGUACCUGAAGCUCUCUUAUCCCGAGGUGACCGGGGUCAAAAUAGUCAGUGAGGGUCGGAUGAGUGAGGUGGUGCAUCUCUCCACGCUGAGAGGCGAGUAUAAGAUGGUGGCAGUUCAUGCUCACAGCAUGGUGGAGCUCCUGUCUAUGUUCCUCGAUGGGCUGAAGGAGCGCUCCGUCUAUGCCGUGGCUGUACAGGACUGCAGCAGACAAGAUGACGCGACAUUCCUGAGCUGUAAAAAGGGAGAUCUCAUCAACAUCAUCAAAGACGGACAGUACGCUCCUGAGGGAGGCUGGAUUAACGGGAGGAACGAUAGAACAGGACAAAGCGGAGCCGUUUCUACAGACACUAUUAUGAUCCUGCCGACCCUGAGUAGACCCUCGGAUGACAUACUGGCUCUAUUGGACCCAGAUCAGAAGAAGGCGGUGCUGACGGCUCCACCGAAGGAGGACAUGACCACAGAUAGAGUGGCUCAUAUGUCACUCAAAGAGUUCUCCUUUGAGUAUUUCAGAGAGCCGGCUAAUCAAGCAGGACGUCAUGGUAGACCCGGUGUGCGAGAGAAACUGUGGGUGCGAUCGAAAGAACCGAUGAAACAGCCGCUUAUGAAGAGUCUGCAGAAAAACUCUGAGCUCAGCCAGCUGGCCUGCAACACCUUCAUUGCUAUUCUCAAGUAUAUGGGUGACUAUCCCAUCAAAAUUGCAAGGAACCCCGUGGAGCUGACAGACCAGAUCUAUGGACCUGUGCUGCAGCACCCUGAACUCAGAGAUGAAGUUUACUGCCAGAUCAUGAAGCAGCUCACCAACAACAACAAUGGGUUUAGUAUGGAGCGAGGCUGGCAGCUGUUGUGGCUUUGUUGUGGACUUUUUCCCCCCAGUAAGGAUUUGCUAAAACACACCCAACGCUUCUUAGAGACCAGACCCAGAGAGCCGCUCUCAGCCGCCUGUCUGCAGCGACUACAGGGGAUGCUCAGAUUGGAAGCCAGAACAAUGGCCCCUCAUCAGGUGGAAGUGGACGCCAUCCAGCAAAACAGCUCCCAGAUCUUCCACAAAGUUCAUUUCCCUGAUAAUACAGAAGAUAUCUAUGAAGUCACCACCACUACGAGGAUCCGUGACCUGUGUCGCAAUAUCGCCAAUAAUCUCAUGCUGUCUUCUGCUGAUGGCUACAGUCUGUUUGUGAAAACCACAAACAAGGUCGUGAGCAUGAACGAGCAGCAGUACUUUUUCGACAACCUGAAGGAGCUCACAGACCCUCCCAAGAAAGGAAAAAAAGCCAAAGAAGCGAUUUCAACAACCGUUCCCUAUCUGGUGCUGUUCAUGAGGAAGCUCUGGUUUAACGUGAUUCCUGGGAAAGAUCUGAAGGCUGACCUCAUGUUCCAUUUUCCUCAGGAGUUGCCGAAGUAUCUGCGUGGUUAUCACAAUGUGGAGAAGGAGGACAUGAUCUCUCUGGCCGGACUCCUGUUCAGGGUGCAAGUGGACGCAGACCGAUCACAGUUCGUCAUGAUCCCCAGAAUGAUGAAAGAUCUCGUACCCGCUGAUCAGCACAAGCUCAUGUCCACUGAGGACUGGAAAAAGCACAUAAUCAGUGUGUACAAUAAGCAGGCGGGAAUCACAGUGGACGAGGCUAAAGUGCGCUUUCUGAAGGUCAUCGCUUCUUGGCCCACGUUCGGGUGUGCGUUCUUCGAAGUGAAGCAAACAUCUGACCGCUGCUAUCCCAGCAUCAUCAUGAUCUCCAUCAGCAAACAAGGAGUCAGCAUCAUCGACCCCAAAACCAAGGAGGUGCUGGUUAUGCACCCGUUCAGCAAAAUCACCAACUGGUCCAGCGGCAGCACCUACUUCCACCUGACCAUCGGCAGCCUGGUGAAGGGAAACACCCUGCUCUGUGAAACCUCUAUGGGACACAGAAUGGACGACUUGCUGAGCUCUUACGUGAACAUGUAUCACCAUGAGAGGACGCUGGUGAGACAAAGAAGCAAGCGUUUCUUUUAAUGAACACACACACACACACAUGCUAGCACACUAUAUGGGAGUUAGCGCUACAUCUUAUUUAAUAAAUUCUAUUUAAAAUUAUGACUAAGGUUAAAAGUCCUGGACUGUUCAUCAGAAUUGAACCCAAACGAAGCUUUACAUGUUAUUGAUGAUUAGAGUUCACUUUGUUUUGUUCGUGAUAUGAUGUUUGUUAUCAGUUUAAAUUCAAUUUUGUCCUCAAAGUUGUCGUGUUAUAUAAACCUUCCGAAAACAUCCCCGUGACUGCGUCCGAGUCUAAAAUAAAAGUCUGAUUAUUACGACGUACGGUGUUUGACUGUUUUCAGUAUAAAGUGUGGAUUAAAAUGUUAUAAGUUGUGAUGUAACGUGUCGUUUCUUCACCAGAGUAAUGAGAAUGUUUUGAUCCAGAUUCCUCUCUCACAUACCGAUCACAUUAACUCGACUGUACUGACACGUCAGGAAACAUAACAUAAAGCAUCACUGAUCAUGGGUAUGGAUGGAUAGAACAAAUGGAUGGAUGGAUCUGACCACCAGGCUGAUCCAUCUCUGUCUGUUUGGGAAUGGAUAGAUAGAUGGAUGGACAGAGGGAUGGAUGGAUGGAUGGAUGGAACAUAUGGAUGGAUAGAUCUGACCACCAGCCUGAUCCAUCUAUCUGUCUGGAAUGGAUGGAACAGAUAAAUGGAUGGCUGGUUGGAUAGAUGGGCAGAUCAAUGAAUGGAUGGAUGGAACAAAUGGAUGGACGGAUGGAUGGAUAGAUGGAAGGAAGGAAGGAUGGAUAGAUGGAAGGAAGGAUGGAUGGAUGGAUGGAAGGAA